AUGCCUUUCGAUUUUAGAGGAAAGAAAGUGUUGGUAACUGGAGCAGGAAAAGGAAUAGGACGUGGAGUUGCUAUUGCAUUAAAUAAAGCUGGCAGCAAAGUGUAUGCUCUCAGUAGGACAAAAUCUACUCUUGAUAGUUUAGUGGAUGAAUGUCCGGAUAUUAUACCGAUUGUUGCUGACCUUUGUGGCUGGGAGGAUACGAGAGAAAAACUAGAAAAGAUUGAGGUUUUGGACGGGCUGGUUAACAAUGCUGGUAUAGGAGGUCACGACUACGAUGCUGUUGAUUGUCCUAAAGAAUACAUAAAACAUAUACUGGACAACAAUCUACUUAGUGCAAUAAAUUGCUCGCAGGUUGUUGCAAAGAAAAUGAUUGAAGCAAAGGUGAAAGGGGCAAUAGUUAAUUGCUCAAGCACAGGAAGUUUGGCUGCUUUCCCAAAAGGCCUUCCGUAUAAUGUUUCAAAAGCUGGUAUGGAUAUGGUAACAAAGCAGUUCGCACUGGAGCUCGGACCUUACGAAAUUCGUGUCAAUUCAGUUAAUGCCGCCCUUGUUAGUACGCCAUUAGUUCAAAGUCUUAUUGAAAGGGGCACAUUGUCAGAAAAUACUUUCUCCUCUAGGAUGCCAAUGGGAAGAAUUCUGACCCUGGAAGAAAUUGUUGACCCGAUUUUGUACCUCCUUAGUGAACAUUCAGCUAUGGUCACAGGUCAGAUGCAUGUUGUAGAUGGCGGUUGCAUGUCUAAUAUUACUGUCAAAGUGUAA
Molecule: messenger RNA, 756 nt
Organism: Ruditapes philippinarum (Manila clam)
Lineage: Eukaryota; Metazoa; Mollusca; Bivalvia; Venerida; Veneridae
Product: L-xylulose reductase-like
Exons: 1
Coding region: 1-756 (251 amino acids)
Biological process (GO): xylulose metabolic process; glucose metabolic process
Molecular function (GO): carbonyl reductase (NADPH) activity; L-xylulose reductase (NADPH) activity
Source: RefSeq, a predicted model, not a curated record